AUGAAUACUAUAAGAUCGUCAGUUUCUCGUUUGCCCGCCUUUCUCCGCAAGAAGCCACUUCCAUUGCCAUCACCUGGGCCACGUCUACCGCCCGGCAUACUCGUCGAUGAAGAGAUCGCGCCAGUAUACAAUGCCAAGCACUUCUACCCAGCAAGGCCUGGAGAGGUCCUUGCCAAUCAUUACCAAGCCUUGGUAAAGGUGGGCUGGGGCGUAUCUUCAACAAUAUGGCUGGCGCGUGAUUUGGAAGAACAUAUCGAUGAGCCAGAGAGCAUAGUGACACUGAAGAUAGCAAAUAAUAAUGCGAGCCUCACUGCUAAUGAGCGUGAGGUUGAGGACCACAUCUCCACGGCAGAUCCAUCACAUCGGGGUCGUUUGCUUAUGCGGACCUUACUAGACUCUUUUGAAGUUGAGGGCGCAGAAGGUACUCAUUCGUGUCUUGUGUAUCCACUGAUGAGGGAGUCAUUAUCGAUGUACCAGCAGCGCUUUGAUCACAAAAAGUUGCCACUGCCUCUUGUCAAGACAUAUAUUCGUGCGCUUCUUACGGGUCUUGAUUAUCUUCAUAAGAGUUGCAGGACAGUUCAUACAGACCUAAAGCUUGAUAAUAUCAUGCUCUCAUUCGAGGAUCCAAUGGUGCUUGCCGAGUUUAUGGAAACGCAGCUUGAAAAACCAAUGGCAUUCAAACUCGAUUCGACAGGACGGCCAGUAUACCAGUCCCGUAAUGACUUCGGGCCACUCAAAAGCCUGAGGAGUAUUCCGCAGCUGGUUGACUUUGGCCUCGCAACUAAACUUGAGGAAAACGACGACUGGGGCGUCUGGCCUAUUCAGCCAGACCACUAUCGGGCACCAGAGGUGAUAUUGGGUAUUGGAUGGCAAAUGCCUGCAGAUAUCUGGAACCUUGGUGUUCUACUAUGGGAUUUGAUCGAAGGCAAAGAGCUAUUCCAGCAUAUUCAUGAUAAACAAGGUCGCUACGAUGCUAAACUACAUAUGGCUGAGAUGGUGGCCUUACUCGGUCCACCCCCUCCAGAGGUCAUGCAACGGUAUCAAUACAUGCGAGAAUACCCGUGGCCGGAACCUGUUAGACGAGAAGACGACAGACUAUGUGAGACCGCGGAGGAGUACUUCGAUGGGCCAUUUUUUGACACUAACGGUCGCUUUCUAUACGAAGACCUGAUUCCCAACCGAACAUUAGGCGACGCAGUUUCCUUUCUCGAGGGAGAGGAGAGGGAAAAUUUCUUGGACCUCGUCAGUAAAAUGCUAAUUUGGCACCCAAAUAGGAGGAAAACGGCAGGCGAACUGGCGGAACAUCCUUUCCUUCAACCCAAGCAAUCGCAUACUUGA
Molecule: messenger RNA, 1338 nt
Organism: Aspergillus niger
Lineage: Eukaryota; Fungi; Ascomycota; Eurotiomycetes; Eurotiales; Aspergillaceae
Exons: 5
Coding region: 1-1338 (445 amino acids)
Biological process (GO): protein phosphorylation
Molecular function (GO): ATP binding; protein kinase activity
Source: RefSeq, a predicted model, not a curated record